UCCAAACUUUCAAUCCUCCACUCCGAUCAAUUAAACAUGGCUACUUCCGUCUUGCCAUCGGCCUACCAAACGUCGGCGUCGGCCCCAGACUGGCUCAACAAAGGCGACAACGCAUGGCAAAUGAUCUCGGCCACCCUUGUAGGACUCAUGAGUGUACCGGGCCUUGUUAUACUUUAUGGAAGCAUAGUUAAGAAAAAAUGGGCAGUUAACUCGGCUUUCAUGGCUCUUUACGCCUUCUCAGCCGUCAUCAUUUGUUGGGUUACGUGGGCUUAUAAGAUGUCGUUCGGCGAGAAGCUACUACCCUUUUGGGGCAGAGCCGGCCCGGCCCUUGGUCAGAAGUUUCUUAUUAAGCAGGCUGCCUUGCCGGCCUCUGCUCACUACUACCAAAAUGGAACCCUUGAAACGGGAAUGAUCACGCCUUUCUAUCCAAUGGCGUCGAUGGUGUGGUUUCAAUGCGUGUUUGCAGCAAUAGCAUUAAUCUUGUUGGCAGGAUCUUUGCUUGGAAGGAUGAAUAUCAAGGCUUGGAUGGCUUUCGUGCCAUUGUGGCUAACAUUCUCGUAUACAGUCGGGGCGUUUAGCUUGUGGGGUGGCGGUUUCUUGUUUCAUUGGGGUGUUAUGGACUAUUCGGGUGGUUAUGUCAUUCAUCUGUCUUCAGGAGUUGCUGGUUUUACUGCUGCUUAUUGGGUAGGACCAAGAUUGAAAGUCGACAGAGAAAGGUUUCCACCAAACAAUGUAUUGAUGACAUUGGCCGGAGCAGGGCUGUUAUGGAUGGGUUGGGCUGGCUUCAACGGCGGAGAUCCAUACACUGCCAACAUUGACUCCUCCAUGGCCGUUCUUAACACCAACAUCUGUGCUGCCACUAGUCUCCUCGUCUGGACCUGGCUCGAUGUCAUUUUCUUUGGUAAACCAUCAGUCAUUGGUGCUGUUCAAGGCAUGAUUACUGGACUAGUUUGUAUCACCCCUGGAGCGGGUCUUGUUCAAGGAUGGGCUGCUAUCGUUAUGGGGGUUCUAUCUGGGAGUGUUCCGUGGUUCACCAUGAUGGUGGUUCACAAGAAAUGGACGUUGCUGCAAAAAGUUGAUGACACCCUUGGCGUAGUUCACACCCAUGCAGUGGCGGGAUACCUUGGAGGCAUUCUUACGGGUGUAUUUGCUGAGCCCACUCUUUGCUCACUCUUUUUACCAGUGACGAACUCACGGGGUGGUGUGUAUGGUGGUUCAGGUGGCGUGCAGGUACUGAAACAGAUGGUUGGUGGAGCGUUUAUUAUUGGAUGGAACAUAGUGGCUACGUCGAUAAUCUGUAUAGUGAUUGGUCUUGUAAUACCUCUACGGAUGUCUGAUGAGCAGUUGUUGAUUGGAGAUGAUGCUGUUCAUGGCGAGGAGGCGUAUGCAUUGUGGGGAGAUGGGGAGAAGUAUGAUGGGACAAAACACGGAAUGUAUUCUGAUGACACGACACACCACCGGCAGGCAAGCGGAGCUACCCAGGUUCUUUAAAGCCAUGGAUCAACACAAGACGACGUUAAUUACAAUCAUUGUUGUAUGUAAUAUGCUUGACAUGGUCUCUCUCAUGUGUAUGUGUUUGUAAGUAAGAGAACCCACAUUUUAUUAUGAAAUUGCAUUGCGUAGUGGUUCAAGGAUAUAAACUUGAUACAGAUAACCAAAAAUUAUGCGUGCAUAAUUUGGUUGUUCAGCCAGUCAGGUAACAUAUGCGAAAAUAAUUUUCACCAUACCAAACAGCCCAGUUCCAAAUGUACUAAACUAGUAAGUCAAUUCAAUUCUUCCGAAAACUUUCAACC
Erigeron canadensis is the source of this 1793-nucleotide messenger RNA. Its product is annotated as ammonium transporter 3 member 1-like. Gene Ontology annotation, molecular function: ammonium channel activity. The record is from RefSeq and is a predicted model, not a curated record. Gene Ontology annotation, cellular component: plasma membrane. Lineage: Eukaryota; Viridiplantae; Streptophyta; Magnoliopsida; Asterales; Asteraceae. The transcript is spliced from 3 exons. Gene Ontology annotation, biological process: ammonium transmembrane transport. The coding region runs from base 37 to 1491 and encodes 484 amino acids.